This is a messenger RNA of Oncorhynchus nerka (sockeye salmon), 2859 nucleotides long. Its product is annotated as HMG box-containing protein 1-like. Bases 66 to 1568 code for a protein of 500 amino acids. The record is from RefSeq and is a predicted model, not a curated record. Gene Ontology annotation, molecular function: RNA binding; RNA polymerase II cis-regulatory region sequence-specific DNA binding; protein binding. Gene Ontology annotation, biological process: regulation of transcription by RNA polymerase II. Gene Ontology annotation, cellular component: nucleus. NCBI's taxonomy places the organism in Eukaryota, Metazoa, Chordata, Actinopteri, Salmoniformes, Salmonidae. The transcript is spliced from 11 exons.
CAUAGAUUGACGUCUGAAGCCACCAAUAAUGUUUGCGAAAAAGAAUAAUAUUUAUCUCUCACUUGAUGUCGACUGUUUUGUCAGAUGACCUAAAGAAGCAUUAUAACAUGGUGUGGGAAAUUAAGAGUCCUCUGAGCAGCAGCAGUAGUAUGUUGGAUAUCCCAGGGCCAGGGCCAGAGGCAGGUAGAGACCAGGGAUUGGUCCUGCUCCAGUGUGAAGAACAGCUGCCCUCCUCCCCCGGAUUCCCCACCAGUGACAGCCACAUGGAAUACGAUGACCUCCCGGAGCUGGAGGAGGUGGAGGAGGACCAGACAGCCCCCACCGUGUUUCAAGUAGGGGCAGGGGUGUCCCAUCAGGAACGUGACGGACACACACAGACUCAUACGGCCGGGCCCCUGGACACACACUGGCUCACACAGCUAGCUCACAUCGCCACAGGCCCCCAGAGUCCCCUGCUACAGGGUUCCACUCAGAUCGUUAGGUCAACUCCCGUCCACAUAUUUGGCACCAGUAGCAACCUCCAUUCCUACGCACGGCCUCCCCACACCCGGCCUCCCCUGACCUCCAGCAGCCUGCCCUCUAGAGGCCAACACAGGGAGCGCAGCAGGCGAGUCAGGGUCAGUAGUGAGUGUGAGUCUGCUGUGUCCUGUCACUCCUCUGUGUCUGAUGACGAGGACGUGGGCUGGAGCCACUCCUGGCCACCUACUGCUUGGCACUGCUUCCUCAAAGGCACUCGUCUGCGGUUCCAUAAGGGUUCUAGUGUGGAGUGGCAGGAUGCUGAGGAACUGGUGUCAGACGAAGACUCAGAUGAUGAGGCAGAGGCUAUAACCCGCCCCCUGAAGGGCUAUGGUCGUGAGGGCCUGAAGCUGGUGUCCCACACAGAGAGCCGGGCGUUCGGCCAGUCCGUCCUCAAGCUGACCUUUGACCCAGGUGCCUGUGGGGAGUUUCUUCUGUCCUCUGAGUGUCAGCUGGACCACCCGUUCUACGUCAGAAACAAAGGCUGGUCGUCGUUCUACCCCAGUCUGACCGUGGUGCAGUAUGGGAUCCCGUGCUAUGAGGUGAUGGUGGGAGACGUGUGUCUGCCUCCUGGACACAGAGAUGCCGUCCACACUGAUGACUCCCUGGUGUUCGACACGUUCAGGAGUUAUGACUUCACUCCCCUGGACUCGUCGGCGGUGUACGUUCUGAGCAGCAUGGCCCGGCAGCGUAGGGCCUCCCAGUCCGGCGGGGGCGCCGUCAGCCCCGACCAAGACACACACCGCAACAAGCCAAUUAAGAUCCAGCAGGACUCGGGAGCAGCCGGCGGGGCUUCGCCCACAAAGUGCAAGCGGCCAAUGAAUGCAUUCAUGCUAUUCGCAAAGAAGUUCAGGUUGGAGUACACCCAGAUGUACCCUGGGAAGGACAACAGAGCGAUCAGUGUGAUCCUGGGAGAGAAGUGGAAGAAGAUGAGAGGAGAGGAGAGGAGGAUGUACACCAUGGAGGCCAAGGCUCUGGCUGACGAGCAGAAGAGACUCAACCCUGACUGCUGGAAACGCAAGAGAACCAACUCAGGUUCCCAGGGGAACUAAGAGGCGCAGACACACGAGAGAGGGAUGAGGCAGAUGACAGGAGAAAAGAGAGGGAGGCGAUGGAGGGGAGGGCAAACCGAGAAGAGGGGUGUAUGGGGGGAGGCAGUACAUGCUCAAACCAGCUACCACUCCUGAGCUGAGGAAGACACGCGCGCACACACACACACACACACACACUUUAGAGCCAGCUACACUUCCUGUGACGUUACUCUACUGUGAUUCGGGGUAUGCUUGCUUUCUAAACAAAUAGAGAUUUAUGUAAGAAGAAAAAAUAUAUAUAUAGAUAUAUACAGUAUAUAUAAUAUACUAACUGUGCUUGAAUAUAAGAUAUUUUUUUAAUGUCCGACUUGCCUUAAUCUUCCAAAGCAAGAUUGUAUUCUUUUUAAAUAAUUUUGAUUAAUUUCAGGUCAUUUCAUACCUUAUAGCUUGAAAAACAUGAGCCCGUGUGGUGCUGUAGAGUAGAAAAGGGGGAGGUGAAAACUAAACGUCUAUUUUUCAACCAGAGAUCUGUCUAGGGAAUUUAAAAAAUGCUUCCGAUUAUUCUUAUGCCUAUAUUUGUAUAACUCGAUAUAUUAUUGCACAAAAAAAAAUCUGAUUUAGACUUUGUACAUAUAUACAGGGGAAGGGAGGGAGGGGUGGGAUAUAUGUGCUUAACCUUGAUUCUUCCUGUAUUCCAAAUGGACACCUACCCCUUAGGCACUUAAAAACUAUCUUUUGGUAUUUGUUACAUUAGUCCAUAUUGUUGAUAGCAAAAUGUUUGCAUGUCAGCAGCUUUCAAUAUAUUUGACUUUCAAGAAGCAAAGUGUCACUUGCCACAUCAUAGUUUUUGAUUGGACGUUUCCUUUAAAGUAGAUCGUAUUUAUUCAUCACGUAUCUACAAUAGUGUCUAGUGGGUAGGGGUUGGUUUGGAACUGGGCAUAUUUUACCCGGGUCAAGUGCACUGGGUGUGUGACAAACGAACAGGCCAUGUAAUAAUAAUGAUGUGUUAUAUUAUAAUGAUGUUAACAUACCUGUGGGACGGACAUGCAUAUUCUCACGGCAAUUAUGCACUACAUACACUUUAUGUAUAUGUGUUGUCUACAUCUACAUGUAUAUGUAAGGUAUAAUUCAACUAUAGCUAUAUGCAAGUAUAGUUUCUGACUCAAUCUCAGUUUAACGAUCAAGAUUGUGAAAUUGAUUUGAUUAGGUUAUUUAUUUCUCUUCAUCAACAAUGUACAGGUCCUCCUCAAACUUUUACCCACAAUGCUCUUGUAUUAUAGUAUAAAUAAAAGCAUGGAUCUGCUCAAAUGUA